AAUUUAAGGUUAUGUUAUGAAAUAUGAAAAACAACAUUUUUUAGAGAAGUUGAAUUGAAAGUAGUCUGAACUUUUUGCCAGGAAGAAAACCUCGUACCGAAAUUGAAUUUCAUAAUGAUGUGAUAAUUUUGAGUCACUAUCAAGAAUUCGUUGUUACAAGAAGAACUGGCCAAAAUGACAAAAGAAACCCUAAUAAUAUUUGUGUAUGAUACUCAGAUGAAUGAAAGGGAAAGAGAUGAACCUGCCUCACCUGUUUUAUAUUUCUACCCUACUUGGGUAUCUAGUGAACAAAAGUCUGCUCUUUGUGGUCAAAUUGUUGGCACUGUGGAAUGUGUGGGCAAAUUAUUUUGCAGACCAAAGAUAUUGACAGUUGCAAGUGGUAAUUUCUAUAUAAUGUUCAAAGGAAGAUUUAUAUUUGCUGUUGGUACUGAAACAAACUCAACCAACUUGCGUCUACAACAUAAAGCAAAUAUACUAUUUUCUUUGUUUGAGUUUCUCCAUGCAGACCUGAAUUUGCUUUUAAGCAUGGGCAAAACUGAAUUACUCUCUUCCAAACUACAGAGUAUUGUAGAUAAUCAUUUGAGAAUGUUGAUGUACUCAAACAGUAUUUUGUUCCACAAAUCAAAUAUUCCAUCAUCAAAGAGCAUGGAUGGUGUUUACAUGGACGCUGUUCACAUUUUAGAGUCCUGUCAGGCUCUUGAAGGUGUUUUAGGAGGGCUGUUACUAUAUAAAAAUAAAGUAGUUGCUAGUCAACUGAGUUCUGAUCUUACACAGCGCCUCUCAUCUGCUGAUUUGCAUAGAAUUCACUGUUCAGCCACUCCUAUUGAACACCAAAACUUGCCUUCAGGCAUCAAUCUCUUCCAAGUGUAUAUAUCCAGCGAAGAUUACGUCAAGUUGCUAGAAAACUCAGAAAAGUCCAAGAAUGUGUUCGGACGAUUGCAUAGUGGAGAAAUGAAGACUUCCACAAAGAAUGAAAAACGAUCCCAAGACAUGGCCAUCUUGAGUACCAUGAAGAGAGACCAAUCCUUGUUGUUCACCGCUGUGCCAGAAGACGCUUCAGUAUCUUGGGACCAGCCGUACAUCCCAACAACCAAGAGAAACCGACCGAAAUUCUUGAAUUUGAAAACGACCAUCUCAAUCGGUAAUUCGAACGAAUUGAAAUCGAAAGUAAACUCGGGAACGCCAUUGUGUAGCCAAACUAGUAUUUGCUCUACUCCUCUCAAGGAGUUGAAGAAAGUCAUCCACCAACAUCCCUUAUCGAUAUGUCAUAAUGAAGAGGACGAUGGUGGUUCGAAUAAACUAGGAAAAACAUUCAGUGACUUGGGAACCCAGAACGAGUGCGCUGUUGUCACAUCAGAUCUACAAGAUACGAAGAACAGGUUCAAGAGUUUUUCUAACAUUGCGGAUCUUUUCACCACCAGUAAGAAACAUAGUGAUGUUCCGAAAUUCAAGACCAUAUCGGAUCCAACUUUCCCUGUUUUCAAAGAAGAUGGAACCAUUAUAUCAGUGCAAUAUCCUAGGGAUCUGAAUGGAAAGAAGAAUCCUCAUCAGUCGAACGGUAAUGCUAUUUCAUUCAGUCGAAAAAAAGCGGAUAAGAUUGCAGAGGCGUUCAUCAAGAAGGAUAUGAGCACUUGUGAUAAAAAUAACAAACCGGAAAACUCAUUGGAGCUUUUGGAUUUGUUGACAAGAAAUCAACGGCAAACAGAUGGUAGUAACGGUGAAUUCUCUAAAACGUUAAAUUCUAAAUUAGGGAAGUUGAUCGGUGAACAAACACCUACUUUUUCAAAAUUAUGUCACAUGAAAAAGGACUCUGCUGAUCCAGUUAGAAAAUAUCCUUGUCAAGAAUACAAAACUAAAAAUGUUGAAACUGAGAAAACUAAGCCUGAGGAAGGAUUGAAAGAAUGCAGUUUAUUAGUGAACGGAAAACAAGAUAUCUGUAUGGCUGUACUAUUGAGCAAAGAAAAUAGUAAGGAGCAGAAUAGUAUAAUGAAAAUGUCUGAAAUGAGCACCGAGUAUAUUGACAAAUUGCAAAGGACAUUCAGACGUGAAGCCGACUCCUAUAGUUCUGAAUCCAAUCAAUACAGUUAUCUGUAUCUGGAUUCGGAUUGGAAUUCUGUCAAACAGAAAGGAACAUGGAGUGAACACGAUUUAACAAUUGUUGGGUAUUUAUGUGAAGAAUUCACUGAUGCAAAUAAUGAAAUAACUGAAGUAUUAGUGAGGUGCUGUCUUCGUUAA
Molecule: messenger RNA, 2235 nt
Organism: Phaedon cochleariae (mustard beetle)
Lineage: Eukaryota; Metazoa; Arthropoda; Insecta; Coleoptera; Chrysomelidae
Source: the annotation of a GenBank genome assembly